CAGUUUCACCAGAAACCCGGGGAGGAAGUGGCCGAGCCUCAGCGCACCCGGCACCGGGGCGGAAGCGGGGGCCCGAGCCGCGCAGGAAGCCGGGACCGGAACCUCGGCAGGGGCAGCCCCACCCCACUCACCUGCGCAGGUCUCAAGCACCCUCGGAGCCCAUAGGGCCGCACAGUGAAGGUGACCCCCGUGGGGAGGAGGGCAACGGCCCCGGGAAGGAUGAUGGCCCGUGCCCGCCUCUCCCAGGCCAGCGUCCCAGCAGUCACCGUGUGGCUCCUGUGCGCCCUCGAUCUCUUGGGCACCGAGGCCGGGCCGCCGCCCGCGCCCCCCGGCCUGCCCGCGGGAGGCGCCUGCCUGGACCGCUUUACCGCCGGGGUGCCUGCCUUCGUGCUCGACACCGAGGCCUCGGUCGGCAACGGGGCCACCUUCCUGGGCUCCCCGACCGUGCGCCGCGGCUGGGACUGCGUGCGCGCCUGCUGCACCACCCAGAACUGCAACCUGGCGCUGGUGGAGCUGCAGCCCGACGGCGGGGAGGACGCCAUUGCCGCUUGCUUCCUAAUGAACUGCCUCUACGAGCAGAACUUCGUGUGCAAGUUCGCACCCAGGGAGGGCUUCAUCAACUACCUCACGCGGGAGGUUUACCGCUCCUACCGCGAGCUUCGGACCCAGGGCUUUGGAGGGUCCCGGAUCCCCAAGACCUGGGCAGGCAUAGACUUGAAGGUGCAGCCCCAGGAACCGCUGGUGCUGAAGGGUGUGGAGAACACAGAUUGGUCCCUACUGCAGGGUGACACAGAUGUCAGAGUAGAGAAGAAUGAGGCGGACCAGGUGAAGCUGUGGGGACUCAAGGAAGGCACCUACCUGUUCCAGCUGACAGUGGCCGACUCAGACCAGCCAGAGAGCACGGCCAAUGUCACAGUUACUGUGUUGUCUGCCAAGCAGACAGAAGAAUAUUGCCUUGCAUCCAACAAGGUGGGCCGCUGCCGCGGUUCCUUCCCCCGCUGGUACUACGACCCCACGGAACAGAUUUGCAAGAGUUUCAUUUAUGGAGGUUGCUUGGGCAAUAAGAACAACUACCUUCGGGAAGAAGAGUGCAAGCUAGCCUGCCGGGAUGUGCAAGGUGGGCCUUUACCAGGCCCCUCAAUGGACAGGCACCAUCCAGUGUGCUCUGGCACCUGUCACCCCACCGAGUUCCGCUGCAGCAAUGGCUGCUGCAUCGACCGCUUCCUGGAGUGUGACGACACUCCCGACUGCCCCGACGCCUCUGAUGAGGCCACCUGUGAAAAAUACACCAGUGGCUUCGAGGAGCUCCAGAACAUCCAUUUCCCCAGUGACAAAGGGCACUGCGUGGACCUGCCAGACACAGGCCUCUGCCUGGAGAACAUCCCACGCUGGUACUACAACCCCUUAAGUGAACGCUGUGCCCGCUUCACCUAUGGUGGUUGUUAUGGCAACAAGAACAAUUUUGAGGAGGAGCAGCAAUGUCUCGAGUCCUGUCGUGGCAUCUCCAAGAAGGAUGUUUUUGAUCUGCAGCAGGAAAACCCCAUUCCUAAUGUAGGCUCCGUGGAGGUGGCCAUUGCAGUACUCCUGGCCACCUGCAUCGUGGUCGUGGUCACCAUACUGGGUUACUGCUUCCUCAAGAACCAGAGAAAGGGCUUCCACAGACACCACCACCACCACCACCACUGCCACCCCCAACCCCCUACCCCUGCCAGCUCCACAGUCUCGACCACAGAGGACACGGAGCACCUGGUCUAUAACCACACAACCCGGCCCCUCUGAGCCUGGGGCUACCUUGGCCUUUCACUCUAGAACUCUCGCAGACGCUUUCCAGCUCUCACCUGGCCCUGCUUCCUUUUUGCCAAGAUGGAAGCCUGAGCUGGGGAAGACUUUGGGGCCAGACCGCUCUAGCCUGUUUCCCAGGCCCACUCCUGAGGCCAGGCUCCAGCCCCUCUGGGAUAUGUCUCAGCUAAGCUUAGGCCUCUGGUUCCUGAGAAAGCUCCAGGGCCUGGGAGGAGCAGAAAACCUUUGAACCCAGAGUCCCACACACAGAUGGACCUGUCUGCCUGGGAUUUCAAAGAAGUUGGAGUUUUGUUUCCUGUUCAAAGCUGCAAUGUCAGAAGCUGGAGGUCCCAGCCCUGCCCUUCAGACCUGGCCCUGUCACUAUGCACAGUUGAGGGCUGGGGGGUAGGACCUCCCUGUAUAUUUUGUGCUGUAUAGAGUUCCUUUUUGUUUAUUUAAUGCCAUGGGGAUGGGUGAGAGGAGUGGGAAGGGGCUGCCUCUUCCCUGCCCCGAAGAGUGCACCCUGCAGAGCCUGAUGCUCUGUAUCCUCCCCACAUGCCCCAGGGCUCUCAGGCAUCACACCCCACCCAUCCCCCUGCCCUCCACAGGCCCCAGUCCACCCACAGUGUAAUAAAAUAGUUGGUUCUGUGAGGCUGCUACCUCUGCUCUGUGGGCCAAGAGAAGGACAGGGCUGCUGGGGGGAGAUGGGACUGCCCCGUACAACCGGUUCAGGCUUUGGCCACCCUGUUCAGCAGGUUUCCCUACCCUUCCCGAAACUGCCCCAGCCCCCGAGGGUGGAAAGAACUGCCAAGUUUGACCACCAGAGGGGAGGGGUGAGAGGCUGUGCAAGAAGGGGGCCCAGGGAAGCUGCGGUGCUGCUGUGUAGCAUUAUUUCUUCCUGGUUUGAGCCUGUCAACAAGCCUGCUCAGUGGCUGGGGCAGAUCCUAACUGCGGUAUAUAGUGGAGGACCCAGGGGAGGGAGGGAGCAAAGGUUUGAACCCUGGUUCUUCUCCCUGUUCCCUCUGGUGUGGGGGCCCAGGUCACCCAUCUCUCCUGCUCACCCACGGAAGCUUUGGCUUCUUCGCAGGAGUAUAGCUGCUCCCCAAGCUCUGAGUUCCUGCCCAGGAGCCUUUAGUUGAGGUAUCCCACUCCAGCCCACACCCCUCCACUUGUGUCAGCCAACUUUUGUUUGGUGCAAAAAAAAAAAAAAAAAAAAAAAUCCUUUAAUUCAUCUUUUUUAAGUUUAUUUGAAAGAAAGAGAACUUGUGCACGUUGAGUGGGGGAGGGGCAGAGAACGAGGAAGAGAAAGAAUCCCAAGCAGGCUCUGUGCUGUCAGUGCAGAGCCAGAGAGGGGGUUCAAUCUCAUGAACUGUGAGAUCAUGACCUGAGCCAAAACCACAAGUCAGAUGCUCAACCAACUGGGCCACCCAGGCACCCCCUUUAAUUCAUUUCUUCAACAAAUUACAUACUGAGCUUCUGUGUGCCAGGUACCGCCAAUCUGAUAUUUGUCAAGAUAAGCCCAUAGGAAGCACCUAUGUAUCUCAAGUCAUUGCCUCAGCACACAGCCCUAUGAUGAAGGUUCUAUUAUCCCCGGUUUACAGGAAGCUGAUUCAGCAAAGCUGAGUUCCCAGGGUCCUGGAGCUGGUACUGGAGGGCCAGAUUCAAACCCUAACAUGAAUGUGGCUCCUGAGUCUAGUGUUACCAAAGAGAUACUUUUAGAUUGUAAUAAUUACUACACAGGAAAAUAACACAGGAAUGUGAGAGGUUGGAGGCUACCUUUAAAUGAUUGAGGGUGAAUGUACAUACUUGACUCAUACAAGUGUCCAGCUCAAUUGAUUUCCAUCACUGCACACACCCAGAAGGCAAGACCCAGAUCAAGAAGCAGAACCUUUCUAGCAUCCUUUUGAUGGCUAACUCUCACACUUCUGUGUUUUUCUACCUGUUGUACUCAGCCUGGACCACAUCCUCCUUUCUCAUCUUUCAGCCUAAUCCUUACUCCCCAAAUGCUCCCACACACAUCCAGGGAGGGGAGAAAAUGCCCUGGCAUCUGCUAACAGAACCCUGAGUAUGGAGUGCCCCUUUCGCCUUUCUGUUUACUUAGCUGUCUUCCCUGGAGACAACAGAUGGUAUUGUAAUCUUCUCUGGGUCUCCAUCACCCCACAUCCCCUCCAUGACCUUAGUAAAUGGUAAUGGAUAGAUGACAGGGGCGGGGCUUGCUACUGUGCUUUGGCUGAUCCCAUUUCAUAGGCCAUUCAUCCAUCCUUCGAGCCUCUAAAUGGAUUUGGUCCUUCUAGUCCCCCUAGCACUGGGGACAACCCCCAUUAUCUCUUGGAUCUCCGAAGCACUUCCAAAGCUGAGGUGAUUAAUGACUCAUUAAAUGCUGUAUCCCAAUGCCUAGAACAGUGAUCAACCCUUAUAAAUGCUUGUAAGUGUUGGACAGAAAGGAACGUCCUCCUCUGAGGGAGGGAUGGAGAUGAAGUGAGAAAAUGCUAAGCAAAGCGCCAUCCCCAGUCAGAUCUGGGAUGGAGGGAGGAGUCAGCCAGGUCAGCUACGGUGCUGGGAGGAAGGAUUGCACAGGGGCCGCUAGGGGGCACUUUCACCACCCAGCUGGUACUGUGUUUCGCUGCAAAGGUUUGAGAAAAGGGUACUCAAUCCCAGGCAGGUGGCAGGUGUGAAGCAAUGAAAGCGGAGACGCAGUCCCUGCUCUUUUGGAGCUAACACUGUAGAGUGCCAGCAGAAGGAAUGCAAAUACUGUUAAAAAAAAAAAAUUGGUCCCUAAGCUGCUGCUUCCUGUGACUUUCCCAGCCAUCCUCACCCAAGUGACUCCCUUUCUUAGAACUUUCACACCUCCAUUCCUUUGUACAGGCAGUAGUAUCUACCUCAAAUGCCUCUUUGCCCCCAGGAAACCUCUACACACCCUGUGAUGAAGCUCAAAAAGCCUUCCUUGUUUCUUCAGCCAAAGCCCAUCGCUGUUCUUUCUGCUGCACACACAUGGCCCAUGGUAGUGUAUGCCUGCCCUCAUCUGGAGGAGGCUCCUCAGGGCAGGGAUGGGGAUGUUUUUUUUCUUUUUUUCUUUUUUUAAAUUUAUUUAAAUAAUCUCUACACCUAAUAUGGGUCUCAAACCCACGACCCUGAGAUCAAGAAUUGCAUCCUCCUUGGACUGAGCCAGCCAGGCACCCUGGGGAUGGGGUCUUAUUUAUCUUGUACUCCCCAUGCCAGGCCCUGCUUGUGGAUACAAGGUGUCCAACAAAUGGCUGUUGAAUAAAGCAGAGGUUGGUCAAGCCGUGGAAAUCAAGAGGGAGGUUGAGAAAUGGCUUCAUGGAGGAGGUAAAAAAAGAGAUGAGCAGGUGGGUGUGGGUGUUCCAGGCAUAACAAAGUCAUAGUGAGUAAAAACCAGGCAGUGAAGAUCACGGGUCUUGUUUUCAUUGGGGAUCAACAAGUUGCUCAGUUUGGCUGAAGCACUGAGAGGGAAAGCCGGGAACUUGGUGGGUAGAGACUACAUUGAUGAACACAUCGGUGAAGACAGAUUUGAGCAGGGGAAGGAGCAAUUCAGACUCCGCUUUAAAGAAUGGUUAGGUAAACAGGCCAUAUCACUGGAGGUUGGACCACAGGAGAGGGAAAGAGGGAGGAAGCCACAUUAAGUAAAUUGGGACAACCUGUGUAAAGGAUAAGAGUAGAUGUGCAGUAAAGUCUAGUCAAAAAGUUGCAUGCCGGCAGGGCACCUUGGUGUCUCAGUCACUUGAGCAUCCGACUUCGGCUCGGGCCAUGGUCUUGUUGGUGGUGAGUUUGAGUCCCGUGUCAGGUUUUGGGCUGACAGCUCAGAGCCUGGAGCCUGCUUCAGAUCCUGUGUCUUCCUCUCUCUCUGCCCCCUCUACCACUCGCUCUCUCUCUCAAAAAUAAACAUUAAAAAAAAAAAAAAAAAGUUGCACGCUGGCAGCCAACCAUGCUUUGACACAGUGGUUUAAUUUUUUUGAUUAUUUACUAACAUUAAAAAAAAAUCCACUUUUCUAGCUUUUGGGGAAAGCGUGGGAGACUGGCAAUCUGGGACCCACAUUCCUGCAGCAAUCCAGGCACUGAGUUUGGGUCCUCAUGAGCUGGGCAGGCACCAACCCAUCCAGAGCCCCCACCCAGGCUGCCACUCCAGGCAGUCAACCUUGGGACCCCCAUCGUCUUGUCCCUUAUAACCCAACCUCUCUUCCCAUAUU
This is a messenger RNA of Panthera uncia (snow leopard), 5984 nucleotides long. It is a transcript of the gene SPINT1, whose product is annotated as serine peptidase inhibitor, Kunitz type 1. Lineage: Eukaryota; Metazoa; Chordata; Mammalia; Carnivora; Felidae. Gene Ontology annotation, molecular function: serine-type endopeptidase inhibitor activity; protein binding. The record is from RefSeq and is a predicted model, not a curated record. Bases 220 to 1779 code for a protein of 519 amino acids. The transcript is spliced from 11 exons.